UUCCGGUUUUGCAACCCCUGGGUGCCGGCGGCGUAGAUUGGCCCUUUAGGGCCUUAUUCGGAAGCUCCGCCUUUGCUUGGGUCUUUCUGGAGAGACAGCUUUGAUCUGGACCGAGUGGGGCAGCGUCCCGGGCUCCUGCGUGUCUCCCAUGGCGGAUACGACCCCGAACGGCCCCCAAGGGGCGGGUGCUGUGCAAUUCAUGAUGACCAAUAAACUGGAUACGGCCAUGUGGCUUUCUCGCUUGUUCACAGUUUAUUGCUCCGCUCUGUUUGUUCUGCCUCUUCUCGGGUUGCAUGAGGCAGCAAGCUUUUACCAGCGUGCUUUGCUGGCGAAUGCCCUUACCAGUGCUCUGAGACUGCAUCAGAGAUUACCACACUUCCAGUUAAGCAGAGCCUUCCUGGCUCAGGCCUUGCUAGAGGACAGCUGUCACUACCUGCUGUAUUCACUCAUUUUCGUCAACUCCUACCCUGUUACAAUGAGUAUUUUCCCAGUCUUGUUGUUUUCUUUGCUUCAUGCUGCCACAUACACUAAGAAGGUCCUGGAUGCAAAGGGUUCAAAUAGUUUACCUCUGCUGAGAUCUGUCUUGGAUAAAUUAAGUGCUAACCAACAAAAUAUUCUGAAAUUCAUUGCUUGCAAUGAAAUAUUCUUGAUGCCGGCUACAGUUUUUAUGCUCUUCAGUGGUCAAGGAAGUUUGCUCCAGCCUUUUAUAUACUAUAGAUUUUUGACUCUUCGCUAUUCCUCUAGAAGAAAUCCAUAUUGUCGGAACUUGUUCAAUGAGCUGAGGAUUGUUGUUGAGCACAUUAUAAUGAAGCCCUCCUGCCCACUGUUUGUGAGAAGACUUUGUCUCCAGAGCAUCGCCUUCAUUAGCAGACUGGCUCCAACAGUUGCGUAGUUUAAGUCUAGUUAAGCUGGGAAUAGAAGAUAAGCAUUAGUAGCUGGUAAUAUGGAUAGGGGUCUCAAAUGACAGGUCUAACACCAACCUCAGUUCAAUUUACAUGAUUUACAUAAGUGCAUCUCAGUGCAAAAUAAUCAUUUCCUGGCAUGUUAGUCAAGCCUUUAAUAGUUUCUGAGAAAAUUUUACUGUACAUUAUUGUUCGUGGUUAUGUAAGUUUUUAUUUAAUGAUAAAUGUUACUAAAUUGUUUUAGAUGCUGCUGUGCAUACAUCAUGAAAUACAUUUAUUUCUUUUAAAAAGAAUUCUGAAACUUGUUUUAUCCUAACCAGUAACCCAAGUUACAUCUGGAAUGAGCUCAUUAUGGUAAUAGAUGAAUUCAGUGUGUUUUAAGGCAGUAUUUUUCCCAGUGAUUUUGGUUGGGAUUUUAACAGAUGCCCAUCCCCCUGCAGUUUAAUUUCACAUUCAGCUGAUCUUGUGAUGGUUUGCUAGGACAGAUGUGUUUAGCCUGCACCAUUACAAGGGAAAUUCUGUGUCUAUUUUAUGACCUGCUAUGCUUUCGUUUCCAUUAGUAUAUCUGUGGCUUUGGUUGUGUUUGAAUCUGGCUUGUCUGUAAACCUGUUUUGGAUUAGCUAUAUGGGGUCAUAGAACCAUUUACUCUAGAAGGUGGUAGUGACCACACAGCAUCGGAGACCUACUAAGUAACUUUUACAAAUGUCCACAGAUAGAUUACCAGUGUUGCUAUAGUUUGUAGAAAUACUUAGUUCAGAUUCUUGACUCCAGUUUUCUUGGUUUCUUAGGCUUGAAAUGUCCUAGAAAUUUGCAGCAGCAGUUCUGAUGCCUUUGAAAGGAUGAGACUGAAGAUUGAGCAUGUGAUUACACUUGUAUUUUCUGAAAUAAUGAAGAAUGUUCUGUAGAUUACAUGUUUAUCCAGCAAAUACAAUUCAAAAGGUUAAGUGGAGAGGUUUAUAGGUAAGGUAAUUAAACAGGCCUGGGGAAUAGUUGAGGGAUAGUGGGUGUUCCAGCCUGGUAGUACGCACAUGAGCUUGGGGGACUGGAUGUACAAUAUAAUGCAUCUAUAUGAAUGGGGCUGGAUAAUAUGUUCAAGACUUUUAAUUGAGUUCCCAUAAAUUCCCUUAUAAAAGUUAUUUUGAUCUUUGUUACUGUUGCAUGAUUGGAAAUGCUUAAAACACUGCAUAAUUUUAGUAUAAGGUAAUGUAAUGUUGUGGUCUUUUUUUGUACCCAGUUCUCUUCUAUCUGCAUGUAAUUUGGAUUUCUCAAAUACAUUCAUUAGUAAUUUAUAACAUCAGUUUUCUUUUUGUUUAAGCUCCUAAUCUGUAGAGAAGUGAUAGUCUUGGGGUAGAUUUCCAGAAAAUACAACCUGAUAGCUUAGCUUUAACCAGGUACUUUUACAUUUUUAUAGCAGUUAUCCACCAAGUUGGAGACUUUUUUUAUGUAUGUGCCUAGCCUCCUUAUCACUAUAUAUGAAAUAUUAUGGUUUGAAAACGCCAGCUUUGUAGAGCAAUGAAGUGACUGUAAUGUUACAUAAGUGUACUGAUUUCUAAUGAUGAUUUAAAACAUUGUCUUGAAUGACAUCAAGUUCUGGCAGCUAAAGGCAUAUUUAUUUUGAAAUUUUUUUCCCGCCAUCUUUUUUUUCAAUCUUGGAACAUUUUAGAUUCCUGAGACGUUCAAAAUAGUGCUGAGAGUUCCUUACUUAUCUAUUUUUAUAUUACCGUCUUUUAAUUGGUAGGACAUUUAUGCAAAGUAAGAUAAUAACCUUGAAUUAACUAAAGUACAAAAUUUAUUUGGAUUCCAA
Molecule: messenger RNA, 2706 nt
Organism: Microtus ochrogaster (prairie vole)
Lineage: Eukaryota; Metazoa; Chordata; Mammalia; Rodentia; Cricetidae
Gene: Tmem33
Product: transmembrane protein 33
Biological process (GO): membrane organization; endoplasmic reticulum tubular network organization
Cellular component (GO): membrane; endoplasmic reticulum
Source: RefSeq, a predicted model, not a curated record